UGCUAAGGAGAAGAGAGGGGAAGAAAAUAGUUCUCCAUUUAAUUCAGUUCUGACUAAAAUAUUUUAAGUACGCGGUCGUUAAAAGAAGACAGCACUUUACGGUGGCUUCUAACAUUCUUUCCGAGGAUGUCGGCUUCAGCUAUCUUUAUCCUGGAUUUGAAGGGAAAGGUGCUGAUAUGUCGGAACUACAUGGGGAACAUGGACAUGGGCGAGAUCGACCACUUUAUGCCCAUCCUGAUGAAGAAGGAGGAGGAUGCAGACGUUUCACCCUUACUGACACACGGUGCAUCACAUUUCCUGUGGAUCAAGCACAGCAAUCUCUACUUGGUGGCUGUGACAAAGAAGAAUGCCAACGCUGCCCUGGUGUAUUCUUUCCUCUACAAAAUAGUGGAGGUUUUCAAGGAGUACUUUAAGGAGCUGGAGGAGGAGAGCAUACGGGACAAUUUUGUCACUGUGUAUGAGCUGCUGGACGAGGUCAUGGACUUUGGCUUCCCCCAGACGACAGACAGCAAGAUCCUGCAGGAGUACAUCACACAGCAAGGGCACAAGCUGGAGGUGGGUGCCCCACGGCCCCCUGCAACCGUUACCAAUGCAGUGUCUUGGAGGUCAGAGGGGAUCAAGUACAGGAAGAAUGAAGUCUUUAUGGACGUUAUCGAGUCAGUCAACCUGCUGGUCAGCGCCAACGGCAGCGUCCUUCGCAGCGAGAUUGUUGGCAGCGUCAAACUCAAGGUGGUCCUCUCCGGGAUGCCCGAGCUGAGACUGGGCCUCAAUGACAAAGUCCUCUUCGAGAUCACAGGCAGGGAGAAGAGUAAGACUGUGGAGCUGGAGGACGUGAAAUUCCACCAGUGCGUGCGCCUGUCCCGCUUCGAGAACGAUCGCACAAUCUCCUUCAUCCCACCUGAUGGGGAGUGUGAACUAAUGUCCUACCGCCUCAACGCAACGGUGAAGCCUCUCUUCUGGAUUGAGUCUGUGAUAGAGAAGUACUCCCACAGCCGCGUGGAGAUAAAGGUCAAGGCUAAAAGCCAGUUCAAGAGUCGGUCAACCGCAAACAACGUGGCCAUCAUGAUACCGGUGCCCAGUGACGCCGACUCCCCCAAAUUCAAGACCAGCAUGGGCAGCGCCAAGUGGGUGCCGGAGAAGAACGCGGUGCAGUGGAAUAUCAAGUCCUUCCCGGGGGGAAAGGAGUACAUGAUGCGGGCUCACUUCGAGCUGCCCAGUGUGGAGAGUGAUGAGCUGGAGGGGAAGCCUCCCAUUACGGUCAGCUUUGAGAUCCCCUACUUCACUGUGUCCGGAAUCCAGGUGCGCUACCUGAAGAUCAUUGAAAAGAGUGGAUACCAAGCAUUACCAUGGGUGCGAUAUAUCACACAGAGUGGAGAUUAUCAGCUUCGGACAAACUAAGGGCAUGCUUGCAGGACGAAUGAAUCUUGAUGCACUCUGGCACACUUUCUGCACCUUGAAGUGAAGACCGUAGAGGACGAGAGAGAAGACAUAGAUCAGCAUCUCACACACUGCAGUCUGGCCACAGGACUCUGUUACUUUUAUACAGUGUUGGUUUGCUCACCACAAAGAAAUUCUUUUGUGAACCUCAGUCAGAGACAUUUAGCAGACAUGACUAAUGUGACAUUGUUAUUUCUCGCAUCAUUCAGAUGUAGAAGUCUUGCUCUGAAGUGUUUUUAGAAGGCUUCGGUUUUCAAGAGUCCAGAACAAACUGAAGCUGCACAAAGUUACUCCUAAAUGGUAGGUGUAUGACCCAGUGGAUUGUACAGUAAUAUCCUUGUAGGAUUUGUACAGGAUGAACCAGUUGAUGUUAUCUGGAAUCAUUGCUCUGGGAGCUCUCGCUUUAACCUCAGCUGCAAUGCAAUGUGCACCACAGUGGCGAGAUCAAUGAUUAACAAAAGCACAAAAAAAACAUUGUUUCAGCAGCUGUGUAAUACUUUACCUGUGGUUCAUUUUUUCUGAGUGUGGAGUUUGUAUUUGCAAUGACUGUGAAACAACAAUGAAUGUAGAAUUUCUGUUUUUUUGUUUCUCACUUGAAGAAAGGACAUUCUUCUAACAGCAGUGAAAUGACCCUAUAAGAGGGCGCAAUAUGAAAUGAGCUAUUGGAAGGUACUACUGUUGGAACAUUUCUCAGUUUAAAAUCAACAAGCUUCUUCCUGUUGCUGGAAGGUAAUCCCCAAUUGGACAACGGUCUGAAAAUACACUCCCGCAACAACACUUCAUUAAUAAUAAAGUGUAGUGAGGCGUAAGCUGUUGUUGCGGGAACAUCUUUUAUUUUAGGAGCUGUUGAGACAACCAUUAUAACUCUCACUUCAAAAUGGGCACAACAACAUAGACAUGAAGAAGGCUCAGGAACACUGGUUGUUGUGGGUAAACAUUUAAGAGACACGGUGCAUGCUACAGCCAGUCUAAAAGGCAGUUGUGUUCUAGUACUGUGUGUUUUUAACACAGCCUGUCUUGUCUGGAACUUUGAAGUUUCACGUUUUCUAAAUUUUUCUGUACUCUUUUUUAAUGUUGCUAUUUGUAUGGUAAAUGGACAAAAUAUGAUUUAUGAUUCUCUCCUGUUGAGCAUGCAAUGCACCAGUCUUGUCAGAUAUAUUUGUUUGCCAACAGGAUACACUUGGAACUUGGAACUGAAAAGGGAACGGUUUUUACUGGUGAUCAGGCAAUAUAAAGGGAUUGGUUGCACUAAUUUGAUGUAAAAACUUUAUUUAUAAGGGUCAAUGCUUUUGGUUACUUCUAGGUAAUUAUUGGGUUACCUCCGAUGUCUACACUUGUUUUAGUCAGUUCCUGUGUUAUUUAUAAAUGCCUGCACUGCAGGGAUGUGGGAUAUAGUUGGUCCUUUUCAGGAAAUAAACAACUUUAAUAUUACUUUGUCACAAUGUUAUUUUUUCCCCUCAUAGGAUGUUGUGAGCUCAUACAUAUGAACAAUGAUUCUGAAUACUUAAGAUAUUUUAUG
Megalops cyprinoides (Indo-Pacific tarpon) is the source of this 2956-nucleotide messenger RNA. It is a transcript of the gene ap1m3, whose product is annotated as adaptor related protein complex 1 subunit mu 3. The record is from RefSeq and is a predicted model, not a curated record. Gene Ontology annotation, cellular component: clathrin-coated vesicle; clathrin adaptor complex. The coding region runs from base 127 to 1398 and encodes 423 amino acids. The transcript has 12 exons. Gene Ontology annotation, biological process: intracellular protein transport; vesicle-mediated transport. NCBI's taxonomy places the organism in Eukaryota, Metazoa, Chordata, Actinopteri, Elopiformes, Megalopidae. Gene Ontology annotation, molecular function: clathrin-cargo adaptor activity.